Molecule: messenger RNA, 2544 nt
Organism: Anopheles gambiae (African malaria mosquito)
Lineage: Eukaryota; Metazoa; Arthropoda; Insecta; Diptera; Culicidae
Product: BTB/POZ domain-containing protein 9
Exons: 3
Coding region: 1153-2421 (422 amino acids)
Molecular function (GO): protein binding
Source: RefSeq, a predicted model, not a curated record
UGAUUUCACACAUACUACGUUACACGUGACGUUUAAACGCGCGCAACCAAAAUAAAGAUAAUUUAAAUUGCACCAUCAGAAACGAUUCGAGCUUAAUUUUACAUUUGAGUGUUUGUGAUGCCUUGAUUGUAUGGCUUUAGCUGAUGCUAUUAGUAGCACUGUUAAUAUUUAUACACACAUUUACAUAUUUUCGGUCUGAAUCUCUUUGUAGGUCAGCAACGAAAACGUAAACAUCAGCCAGAUGUAGUAGUGUGGCAAAUAGCAACAUGAUCAAAACAAGAGCUACAGUUCGUAUUCAGAUUUGAUACCAUCAACUAGCGAGACAAAUAAUAUUCUCGUAGUUUAUUGCUCACCAGCUGGUGAUUACGCAUUUUGCCACAACUUUGCCACUAUUCCAAUCCAAUAUUACAACACCUCUGUUACAUAUCUUUUACACUGUUAUUCUCUUAUACGUAUGCGUGCGUUCGGUUUUAUUAGUGUGCGUAGGCUCGAUGCACGGGUAUAUCGCUUCGUUCUAUCAAACCAUCGGCAAUCCUACCAACACACACAGCGGUUCUAACGCGCGUGCUGUAGAAUUAUUUCUGUUUAGAGUAGCCCCAACAACCGUGGCAGCAGAGUGCGCCGACGUCGUAUUUGCGUCGUCAGCGCGGUACAAGCAGAAAGCAGAAACAUAAAAUCAUUUUCACUGCAUCCCCGGCGCUGCAAAGCGUCUGUGCUGGUUUGCUGCCGUGGGUAGGAUACAGUUCCGUCGAUUAUUUGAUGUGUGCAAAACAAAAAUUGUGUUAUUACGUGCUAUCCGCUACAGUUUAAUCUUUCAACAUUGAGUUGAACGAAUCCUAUGUAACAUCUUCGCGAGUCGCAUUUUUCUAUCGUACACAAAACAAGAAUCGAAACGAAUCAGACAACCACAAUUACCCAUCCCAGUUUAUCAGCGGUCAUUCAUUCUUAAACAAAGCUGUGUUUGUGUUUUCCAAGCUAUGGCUUGGCUAUAAUAUAUAAAUCGUAACAUAAGUGUGCUACGGUGUGUUAACGAGCUGCUGCUUGCAUGGCGGUGGAGAUUGAAGCGUCGGCCGUAACGAAAAGUUUGUGUUAAGUUGUAAGCAAAGGGUUCUACUGUCUCCAUUCAUUUAGCAUCUUGAACAUCGUGACAACAUGUGUUCCCAGGCUGCAUCCGUACAGGGAGUGUUGGAAAAUCAACACACUGAUUUUGGGCAACGGUUCAACGAGAUGCGGAAAAAGAAACACCUAGUCGAUUGUUCAUUCAGCGUAGAUGAAGAUGUUUAUCAUUGCCACAAGCUUAUCCUGUCAGCCGCGAGCCCAGUUUUCGAAGCCAUGUUCUACGGGGCACUCGCCGAAAUGCAGACGGUACAAAUAGCGGAUAUCAAUUCCAGAGUUUUUGAGCGCAUGCUGGAUUACAUCUACGUUGGAGCAGUCGAUUUUGAUGGCAUACAAAACAUUGAGGAGCUGUUGGAACUGUAUUAUUGCGCAGAAAAGUACAUGAUUGAUAGCUUGCACGAAAAAUGCGUCAAUUACUUCGGAAAAAACAUCAAACCAAACAACGUGCUGAAAAUAUUAGACAUAGCGUACAGGAUGAACUUGGACGAUAUUAUAUACUCAUGUAUGUGUGUGUUGAAACACUUUUUUUCAUCGGGAAUGAGCUUGAGUAACAUCAUCCUGGAAAGAAGCCAUCAUCUAUCGAAAAAUUGUGUCGAUCUGAUACUGGAAGAUAACUUUGAAGUUAAGGAUAAUAUAAUAUGUAUGAUACGUGCCUGGUGUAUUACGGAGUGCGAACAAAAUCGGUUAGAAAUCAACAGUGAUAGUAUGAAAACAGUUCUGCAAGAUAUUGAAUUACCCGAUACAUUGAAAGACACGAUUGUUGGAUGCAGUUUUACCAACUUUACACCUAUUGCAGGCGACAAUACAGGUUGGAUACCUGUACAUCGCAUCCAUUAUAAAGCAGUUAGUCCACUGAUUAUCGGGGAUGAGAUGGACUUCGAAGCCAAUAUUAGUACGAACCGAUUUAUCGUGAUAAAAUCGUUAAGCCUGAACAGUCGGCUUCUUCCGCAGCUAAAAGUAUCGGAAGUGCGACAGGAGACGUACACAGAAAAACUAACUGUUGAAAUUUCUUCUAAACAUAGCAAUGAUCGGAAGAAGAUCUAUCAUAAGGAACACCUUAUCUGUGAUGUUGCAUUCAAUGAUAGCCUGCAACUGAGCUUGACCGAACAAAUUGUCUUCUUUCCGGAUGUGAUAUACAUUAUCCGUAUUAAAUGGGACCCAGAUAGUCUAGGCUACGAAUAUCCUCGCUCUAUCCUUUCUGCGUACGGCAAGUGCAAGCAGCUAAUGGUGAAUUUUAGUGAAAAUAUGUAUCUGCAAAAUUCCGGCAGCAUACUCAAUGGCAUAGUUUGCAACCUUUACAAGUGAAUUCUCCGCAAAGUAGCUAAUCUCCACUAGAUGGUCGCAUUUGAUACGCUAGUACUGAUAAUUCAAAUCACAAAAAUGAUUCAAAUAAAACUGUAAACCAACGCAUUUGGUUUUUGAAGCAUA